Molecule: messenger RNA, 2813 nt
Organism: Arvicanthis niloticus (Nile rat)
Lineage: Eukaryota; Metazoa; Chordata; Mammalia; Rodentia; Muridae
Gene: Cyb561
Product: cytochrome b561
Cellular component (GO): lysosomal membrane
Molecular function (GO): oxidoreductase activity
Source: RefSeq, a predicted model, not a curated record
CGGCGCAGGUGACGGUCGCCUCCGCGAGCGCGCUACCGCCGCCCCGCCACCGCCCCGUCACCAUGGCGACACCGUCGCGCCGAGGCCCGUGGAACCUGCCGAGCGGCCGGGGCGCGGCGCGGCGUGGCACGGGGACGCGCGCAGGCCUGGCGGCGGCGGGACGAGGCUCUCAAGAGAUGAAUCUAAUAAGGGAGGAGUGACCUGGAGAGAAGGCAGGACAGAAGACUACAGGGGGACAUCGUUCUCUCUCUGUUGGAUACCCAAGGAGUCUCGGAGAAGGGUGAAGUGGCCUUCUUGCUUUUAAGGAGCAGGACAGGACACUUCCACAGGGAGCAUCGUGGGACUAAUCUAGAGCAGAACCCAAGAGGCUGGGGUCUCGGAAUGGAGCACGGUACUGUGUCUGUCCCAGCUGCAUUGCCAUAUUAUGUGGCCUUCUCCCAGCUGCUGGGCCUCACCGUGGUAGCUGUGACUGGUGCGUGGCUGGGUCUGUACCGAGGUGGCAUUGCCUGGGAAAGCUCCCUGCAGUUUAAUGUGCACCCACUCUGCAUGGUCAUAGGCAUGAUCUUCCUGCAAGGAGACGCUCUGCUGGUGUACCGUGUCUUCAGAAAAGAAGCUAAACGAACGACCAAGAUCUUGCAUGGGCUGCUGCAUGUCUUUGCCUUCAUUCUCGCCCUGGUGGGCUUGGUGGCUGUGUUCGACUACCACAAGAAGAAGGGCUAUGCUGACCUGUACAGCUUGCACAGCUGGUGUGGGAUCUUAGUCUUUGUUCUUUACUUUGUGCAGUGGCUCGUGGGUUUCAGCUUCUUCCUGUUCCCUGGAGCCUCAUUCUCUCUGCGGAGCCGCUACCGCCCUCAGCACAUUUUCUUUGGCGCCACCAUCUUCCUCCUCUCUGUGGGCACAGCCCUACUGGGCCUGAAGGAGGCCCUGCUGUUUAAACUUGGGACCAAGUACAGCACGUUUGAACCCGAGGGGGUCCUGGCCAACGUGCUGGGCUUGCUGCUGGUCUGUUUUGGGGUGGUUGUGCUGUACAUCUUGGCUCAAGCUGACUGGAAGCGGCCGUCCCAUGCUGAAGAACAAGCCCUCUCCAUGGACUUCAAGACACUGACAGAGGGAGACAGCCCCAGCCCCCAGUGACUGCCUUCCUUGUCCUGUACAGGGGGCUGCAUCAGGUGGUCCUCUUGGCUCUGUGGGUUUCCAGAUGUCUUUUUGCUCUUCCCUGCAGACACUAAGUCUUUAGGUACAGGAGUGUGGGGCAGUAUUGUUAGUUUAAUGGGGUUCCGGGCUUUGCCAUUGUCCUGGUCUCCCUUCCUCUCCUUCCUCUCUGCAGCUUUUGAUGUAUCUAUGAGCCAUGAGUAGGCUCUGCCUGUAGCCCCUGUUGUCCAUUCACAUACAGAAAGCUUGGUUAGGGAAUCUGGGGUCAAGCCUGGUCUGAGCCGCUCCGCCCUCCAUGCAGCAGAUGGCUGGGGCUGGGCCUGAGGAACUGGCAUGGAGAAGUCAAGACUGCUGCUUUUUGUAUUCAACCCAGGAGUUUCAGAAGUUUGGGAAGCACGCGUUCUUGGCAGUAGAGCAAGUGAUAUCAUGUGUAAAGUAUGCUGGUGUUCAGAGUAAGGCUCCCCAGAAAGGUUGACUCUGGCUACCAAGGGAGCCCAGGCGUGUGGGUUGGCCACAGUCUUGGACCUUUCUGUUCUUUUUAAAUCCCUGAUCCUUAAAUAGGCUUUUUGUGGGGAAGGGGAUUGGUGAUCAAAACGCAGGUAAAUACCUGUCCUGGUGGAGGAGGGCAGGCUGCUAGCAGUGAGGGGCCUCCUGGCCUCCAGCCGCCCUGGCAGAGUUCUUCCAUUCAGCAGGGCUAAGCCCUAGUUUCCUUCUACAGGCCAGCCUGGGCAGGCUCUGGGAGCAGGAGGCCACACACCUCCUGAGGUUUUGGAAGAGGGCUGCUGUUUGUCUUUUUCUCCAGGGGCUGCUGGGGUACCCUGGCUUGGUUAAAGCAGCGCUGGGAGAUUAUGGUCCUCCCACCCCUGGGUCCAUCAUCACUGGGCAGAAGGACUGAAGUGGAAGAGAGGAACGGGAUUGGUCUCCUGUGGUGCCUUCCCUUAGCUUCACCCCCCUACUGCCUGUUGUGUUGUUAGCUGAGUCACUGUUUGGCUCGAGUCUAGAAAUACUGGGAUUAGAGCACUAAUCUUGUGUUCUCUGGUUUGGCACAUGCUCUCUGUUUUCCUUCUCUCUUAGAUUUUGAGCCUCAGAGUUUGUGACACACAUGGUUAACUCAGUAAGGAAAUGAAUGGUUUCUGAACCUGGCAGUUCUUUUAGGUCAAUAGGCUGGCCUUCUCUGUCAGAUUUCUGAUUGUGCAGUGGGUCCUGCUUCUGAUGAUGUCUCUUCUCCUAGCUGUGGUGUAGCCCCUCUCCCUGAUGCUACCUAGCACCCUGGCCUUUUCUCCCAUCUCGCCAUUUGCUGGGAUGGUGAGGUUUGCCUCCAGUUUUAAUUGUAUAUGCUGUAAGGAUAGGGGAAUCUUAGAAAUUCUGUCAUCAGUUGGCAUACUGUAGAGUCAAGUGUUUACAUUUGGGAGACUCAUCCUUAGACAAACUAACGAGUACCAUUGUGAGUCUCCCUUGCCAGACUACACAGAGAAUUAGAAUUUAGGUCUGCCUGCGAUGAGUCUGUAAAGUAGUCUUUUUGCCAAAGUGUAUGAUACAUGACUAAGGACCAAAGAAGGCCCCUAAGUAGAUGUCUGUGGUUUCUUCUGUUUCUUCUGUCUCCUGUGAUGUACAGUGUGAUGUUGGUGCAACAGAUGAAUCAAUAAAUGUCUACAGCUGAC